Molecule: messenger RNA, 3420 nt
Organism: Leptopilina boulardi
Lineage: Eukaryota; Metazoa; Arthropoda; Insecta; Hymenoptera; Figitidae
Gene: ras
Product: inosine-5'-monophosphate dehydrogenase
Exons: 2
Coding region: 215-1780 (521 amino acids)
Biological process (GO): GTP biosynthetic process
Cellular component (GO): cytoplasm
Molecular function (GO): IMP dehydrogenase activity
Source: RefSeq, a predicted model, not a curated record
UCGCGCACGUUACUCUCGGUCAUUUCGUCCUGUGAAUUGCAAUAAGAAACAUUGGAGCAGCUUUCAUUAAAAGUCUGCCACGUGCUAAUAUAGUUUAUUAUAAAAAAUUUAAUAAACACAGAAAAAAAACAAUUAAUUAUUUACAAGUGCUUUUAAACUGGUCGUUUUAUUUUAUAAAUUUUUAAAUUAAAAACAAUUUACAAAAAAAAAAAAUAUGGCAGACUAUGUUAUUGGUAACGCAAGGCCAGCCGACGUCCCGGUUCCUGAGGAUGGUCUAUCGGCGGCUCAGUUAUUUUCCAAUGGAGGUUUUACUUAUAAUGAUUUUAUUAUUCUUCCCGGUUACAUUGACUUCACUGCUGACGAAGUGGAUUUGCAUACUCAUUUGACGCGUGAUAUUGUCCUUAAAGCACCAUUGGUAUCAUCACCGAUGGACACUGUCACCGAAUCCGAUAUGGCCAUUGCAAUAGCACUUUGUGGAGGAAUUGGAAUUAUUCAUAGUAAUUGCACCAUUGAAUAUCAGGCCAAUGAAGUUCAUAAGGUGAAAAAGUACAAGCACGGUUUUAUUCGAGAUCCAGUGGUACUCUCACCGAAUCAUACAGUGAACGAUGUAAAACGUGUGAAGGCAGAAAAUGGUUUUUGCGGAGUGCCAAUCACUGAAAAUGGAAAAAUUGGCGGUAAACUUUUGGGAAUAGUGACAUCCCGUGAUAUUGAUUUUCUUGAAUCAAACAUUCAACACAGCAUGAAACUUGAGACGGUGAUGACAAAUCUUGAAAAUCUUGUCACAGCAAAAUCGGGUGUUUCAUUAUCCGAGGCAAAUAUGAUUCUUGAGAAAUCGAAAAAAGGAAAAUUGCCAAUUGUCAAUGAUAAAGGUGAAUUAAUAUCAUUGAUGGCGAGGACAGAUUUGAAAAAAAAUCGUAGCUAUCCAAAUGCAAGUAAAGAUGCUAAUAAACAACUUUUGGUUGGCGCUGCAAUUGGAACACGUGAACAAGAUAAAGAGAGACUUGAACAAUUGACAAGUGCUGGUGUCGAUGUAAUUGUUCUUGAUUCAUCGCAAGGAAAUUCUAAAUUUCAAAUUGGAAUGAUACGUUAUAUUAAAUCAAAAUAUCCACAACUUCAAGUGAUUGGCGGCAAUGUUGUGACAGUGAGACAAGCGAAAAAUUUAAUUGAAGCCGGUGUUGAUGGAUUGAGAGUGGGAAUGGGUUCGGGUUCAAUUUGCAUAACACAGGAAGUAAUGGCCGUUGGUCGUCCACAAGCGACGGCUGUUUAUAAAGUUGCUGAAUAUGCGAGAAAAUUUGGUGUACCCGUGAUUGCCGACGGUGGAAUACAAUCGAUUGGUCAUAUUAUUAAGGGAUUGAGUUUAGGCGCUUCAACAGUGAUGAUGGGAUCAUUAUUGGCUGGAACAUCAGAAGCGCCUGGUGAAUAUUUCUUUAGCGAUGGUGUGAGAUUGAAAAAAUAUCGUGGCAUGGGAUCAAUUGAAGCAAUGGAUAGAAAAGAUGCAAAUGGCUCGGCAAUGGAUCGUUAUUUUCACAAUGAACAGGAUAAAUUCAAAGUUGCACAGGGUGUAAGCGGUUCGAUAGUUGAUAAAGGUACUGUUUUUAAAUUUUUACCUUAUUUACAAUGUGGAAUCAAACAUGGAUGUCAGGAUAUUGGAGCAAAAUCGAUAUCAUCACUGAGAUCAAUGAUGUAUAGCGGUGAGCUGAAAUUUGAAAAACGUUCAUCUUCCGCUCAACAAGAAGGAAAUGUUCAUAGUUUAUUCUCCUAUGAAAAGAGAUUAUAUUAAUUUACACAAAAUUUUUUGUUUUUUUUUUGACAAAAAAGGGGUAACUGCAUUAUAUUGCAAGUGGUAAAUUUUGUAAAAAUUUCUUUUUUUGAAAAAAUAAUAUGAAAAAUCCAAAUACAUAUUUCUUGGAUAGAAAUAACAAUAAUAAUAAUAGAUAAUUAAACUUUGAGAAUUUUUACAAAUAUUUUCUCGAUCUAAAUUUUUAAUUGCAUAGAAAUUUUCUUUUGAUUCUUGGAUUUUGUUUCCUCAAUUAUUUUCUUUUUUGAAAUCAAAAUCUAUUUUUUAAUAUUGAGUUUUAAUUGUUUAAAAAAAAUAAUAUUUUUUAUAUUUAUAUUUAAUGCCUUUGAAUGUUAAUGACUAGAAGUUAAAAAAAAAUUAAAUUUCGUCACACCUGAGGAAAUAGAAUUAAUAACAAUUAGAUAAAUGAUUUAUAAUUAAUUGACAAUGGAGAGAAGGGAUCUUUCACAAAAAUUCCUUCAUUCUUAAGCUGCGAUAGAAACAAUGUCUUGUCUUAAUAAAUGUCGAUCUGUAUUGUACUUAUGUAAAGCUACCUAUGAACCUGAAAUACGUCUACACAGUAUCGAAUAGCUAUAUGAAAUAGGAAAAUGAAUUUUUUUUUUAAGACGCUGUUUUUUCUUUGAAUCUUCAGUAUAUGAUUGUUCAACUAAUCUGUCAAUAAUUCUCAGUCGAAUUUUAAUUUAGUGCUAAAAAAAACAUUUUAAAUCUAAGUAAAUAUUUCUUAAAUCAAAAAAUUAAUGUAUUGAUAAAUAAUAAUAAUAACUAUCCAGUUCAAUUUUAUUAUUUUUCUAAAACAAAUUUAAAACUAUUAUAAUUUGAAACAAAAGGAAAAUUUAUUUAAGAAACGUUUAUUAGAUUUAUUAAUAAGUUUUAUUACUCGAUUAAAAUUAAUAAUUGACUGAAUUAUUUUUUAUCAGUGGAAAAAAUUUGCGUGUCAGUCAAUCCAAAUGCCAAAUUAUGGAAACACUAUUUUUUUAUAUACAUACUAUAUAUAUGUUACUUUCAUUUUUUUGCAUUUUGUUUUUUUUGUUACUAAACUUUAUUAAUUGAAUAAUAAUUAUAAUAAUAAUAAAUGUAGACAGUAAAAAUAGUAAUGAAAUUCUCAAUGUUUAUCGAGGAUUGGAAAUAAUUUGUGUAUUGUUUAAUUGACAAAUGUCCUUUUUUUGUGACACCUGCGAAAUUUUUCAAGUAUUGUUUUAUAAUAUUCUGAGAAAAAAAAGAGAAUAAGAAGAUAAAAGAAUACAUUUAACCGGUGGAGAAUUCCUACGAAGAACAUAUUACAUAAUAAUAGUUACUAAUAUGGCAUUUUUUAAAUGAAAAUUUAAAAAAUAAUUUGCAAAUAGAUUUUUGAAGAAAUUAUCACUUUUUCUUUUAUAUGUUAAAUUAAGUUGAAUGUUGAAUGUUCGCAAUCUCUUCGUAGGAGCUCAAUUUGUAAGUUUUCUGAGUGAAUGGCAAUUUUAUAAUUUUAAUAAUCUUAACAUAGUCUACGAUGUGUAGAUUUAGAACAAAAAAAUAUAUAUUUCAGCCAAUAUACAUAUAUUUUUUACAGACAAAGAUAUCAUGUCAAAAAAAAAAAAAAAAAAAAACAUUUAGAAUAAAAUUUUUCUUGGUGUUUUAUCGAA